Hevea brasiliensis (rubber tree) is the source of this 2482-nucleotide messenger RNA. RefSeq names its product NAC domain-containing protein 17. The record is from RefSeq and is a predicted model, not a curated record. Gene Ontology annotation, molecular function: DNA binding. The coding region runs from base 353 to 2110 and encodes 585 amino acids. NCBI's taxonomy places the organism in Eukaryota, Viridiplantae, Streptophyta, Magnoliopsida, Malpighiales, Euphorbiaceae. Gene Ontology annotation, biological process: regulation of DNA-templated transcription. The transcript is spliced from 5 exons.
GAGAACCUUCGCUAUCCGCCCAUCAGCUGCCUUGUAAGAGUCUGACUAUUAUCACCAUAGGCCAAAGCCCGUCACAGACUCUGCUUUAUUUUAUUUGUCUUCUGUGUUUCUUGCUUGAUCAACAAUCCACCGUAAAAAAGGAAACAAAAGAAAAAAUUGUUUCCUCUUUAUUUUUUUUUUCCUCUCUUAUCAUUUCAGUAUCGCUCAAAACCCCACAAAAUCAAAUCGAAUCAUGUAAUUAUAUCAUUUCUUGAUCGAAAAACGAAUUGGGUCUCUGUUUUUUUCUUGGUUUUCUUUUCCCGUUCUUUAAUAUUUGGUUUUGUUUAACUCGGACACUAGUGAGUUAUAAUCGAUGACGGUGACGGCGAUGGCGGCUUCCUGUUUGGGUCCUGAUGAAGGGGAUGAUAAGGUGUGGCCACCAGGGUUUAGAUUCCACCCAACGGAUGAGGAGCUUGUUCUUUAUUACUUGAAGAGGAAAAUCUGUAGGAGACGGCUACGGCUCGAUGUCAUCCGUGAGGUUGAUGUCUACAAGUGGGAUCCCGAGGAAUUACCUGGACAAUCCAUAUUGAAGACAGGAGAUAGGCAAUGGUUCUUCUUCAGUCCAAGGGAUAGGAAGUAUCCUAAUGGAGCAAGGUCAAAUAGGGCAACUAGACAAGGGUAUUGGAAAGCUACAGGUAAGGACCGAAACAUCUCUUGCAACUCUAGGAAUGUUGGAGUGAAGAAGACCCUAGUUUUUUAUGGAGGCCGGGCUCCUAAUGGUGAGAGAACUGACUGGGUGAUGCAUGAAUAUACUUUGGAUGAAGAGGAACUCAAAAGAUGCCAAAAUGUCCAGGAUUAUUAUGCACUCUACAAGGUUUACAAGAAAAGUGGACCUGGUCCUAAGAAUGGUGAGCAGUAUGGAGCACCAUUUAAGGAAGAAGACUGGGCUGAUGAUGAAUAUGCGGUUGUGAAUAACUCUGAUACUCCUGUUAAGCAGCCUAUUGUUGUCAUUGCACCAGUUGAUACCAUAAAGGCUGUUGCUCAAGUGGAGCAACCAUUAAAUGAUCUUGAGGACUUGAUGAAACAAAUUGCUGAUGAAAAUCCACUCCACCAGCCCCAAAUCAGUGAUUAUGAUUAUACUAGUGGACUACUACAGGUUGCUGGUGAAGAUGAGACGCAAAGUACAUUGGUGGAUCCAUCCUUCAGAGAAGUUAUCUUUCCUGAGCCAAUCUCUCUGUCACCUACAAGUGUCCAGCAGGAAAGCUUGGACUUCAACGGGUCAGCUACCUCGACAUUUCAGUUGCUUGAGGUGCCCGAAGUUGCAUCUGGUCCUCAUAGCUCUGAAGGGGCACAGCAACUUUGUGAAGAUGAUUUCCUGGAAAUUGAUGAUCUCAUUGGUCCAGAACCUACUUCAUUGAACACCGAGAAAACUGCAGAGAACUUGGGGCUUGAUAAUUUUGAUGGACUGAGCGAGCUUGAUCUGUACCAUGAUGCUGCCCUCUUUUGGAGUGAAAUUGGGCCUGUUGGUCAGGACACAGUUUCAAAUGUAAACGAAGUUGGUUUCCACUUGCAGUCCCAUUCAAUGGCAAAUCAGGUGGACUGCCAAUUACAGCCACAUUCAGCAGUAAAUAAUGUGGAUUACUUGCAGCCACUAGCAUUUGGUGCAGCUCAGCUAUGGGUGGAUGAUCAGAGAAGCGAUGUCCAUACUAGAGAAACAAUUCAUGGGACUCUUUCUCAACCAACUCCAGGUGUCACAUAUGAAUCUUCCAAUAAUCCUACCGGAGCUAAUGAAAAUCAAAGUGGUGGAGAGGAUGAUGGUACUACUGGUUGGUUCUCCUCUGCUUUGUGGACAUUUGUGGAGUCAAUACCUACUAAUCCUGCAUCAGCUUCCGAGAAUCCUUUGGUUAGUAAGGCUUUCGAGCGAAUGUCUAGCUUCAGCAGAAUGAGACUGACCGUCAAAAACAAUAAUAUCAAUACUGAUAAUCUUGUUGGUAGUGAUCGUGCUGCAAAUUCAAGGAAAGCUAGUGGAACUAGUAGGGGUUUUCUUAUCUUAUCUAUUCUUGGAGCAUUAUGUGCCAUCAUGUGGGUUUUGGCCGGAGCUAGAAUGCUGGGGAGAGCUAUCUUCUCCUGAAAUUAUAUAUAUGGGAAGUUUUUGUUUGUCUGGGGCACUGGUGUUGGGGAAAUUGAGAAUAGAAGCUAAUCCAUUAUUUAGUUUCAAGGAUUCCAAUAUUCAAACGUAAAUUUUGAAAUGCAAAGACGAAGUUUUUGUCAUUAGGGAGGGGUAAGUGCUCCAGAUAGCAACAGGAGGCUACAUAUUUCCUUUAUAUUGUAUGUCAAUCUUGAUGCGUAGCUGCUUAUUUGUGUGUUCUUUGUACAAUUGUCCACGUUCGCUAUUGAUUCAGUUCAGGUUCUAGUGUCUCUGGGUUGUGUACAUAUAUAAAAAGGGUGGGGUGUUAGGAUUUUGUUGUCCUUGUGGUUAUAUUAUGAUUAAAAUUUUCUUGAA